CCGUCCGAUGCCGCCGCCUAUCGCAGCAAUCUGUUUCCUUACGACAACCAGGGCCGGCGUAUAGGCGGUCCGUGCGGGCAGCGGCGGCAGCGGCGGCAGCGGCGGAGGGGAAGGAUGGGGAGGCGCAGCUGUCGGCGGAGGAGGCGCAGGACCUGAGCGACAUUCAGGACAUCCUCGAGACCAUCGAGUUGCUCAAGGAGCGUCGCGACAUGACCGUGCAGGAGAUCCGGCUGGUGCUGAUGAUCGAGGACCCACGUGAGGCGGAGCGGCGGCGGCAGAUGGGCAUCGAGAAUGAAAGUGGGUGCUCCCGCGACGAGAUCGCCGAUGCCUUUCUUGAGGUGUGUGAGGACCGUGUACCAGCAGACCGCAUGGUGCUGCGCAAGCUGGCGCAGGACAUGCGCGACUGGCCGCGCCUGCGGGAGGAGCCAGGCCCUGAGGAUGCAGUGGGGGCAGGGGGCCAGCGCACAUCCCCUUACGCGCAGAUCACCGACGUGGGGCUGCAGGGCGGCGCACAGGCCAACCGCACUCCCGCCGCCUACUCCGCAUCCGCCACGUCAGCACCUGCCACGUCAGCAGGCGGGUCGUCUGCGAGCCAAUGGGACGCGGUGGUGGAGCGAGUGGAGAAGGCGGCGGAGAAGCAGGCAGAGGAGGAGAAGGACCUGAGCAGCAAAGUGCCUUCCUGGGUGCCCUGGCUCCUAUGCUUCCCUCCUCUGUAUCACUCUCACCGUGCCCUGCUUCCCUACCUGUGUGUGUCCUGA
Messenger RNA from Closterium sp. Naga37s-1, 758 nucleotides. The record is from the annotation of a GenBank genome assembly. NCBI's taxonomy places the organism in Eukaryota, Viridiplantae, Streptophyta, Zygnematophyceae, Desmidiales, Closteriaceae.